UACUCCUCCAGUUCAGCGCAUCCAUACUCUGCUUGCAACGACCCUUAGUUGUAGUUGAUGAAGUUGCUUUUACCAUACGAUUAGUUAUUAUUUGAAUAUAUAUUUAGUGCUAAAUAUUAGAGUGAUUUUCUUUGUACUUCUUUCGAGUCGCCGGCCGCUUCCAAGAUGGUGAACGCUGUUAAAGUUUUCAAGAAGACCGCUCCUAAUGGGAAGCUGACGGUGUACCUCGGACGCCGCGAUUUCGUGGACAACACGGUGGUCACGGAGCCCGUGGAUGGCGUCGUGCUGCUGGAUAACGACUACCUCAAGGGCCGCAAGGUCUUCGCUACCGUCACGGUGACGUACCGCUUUGGUCGAGAGGAGGAUGAGGUCAUGGGCCUGAACUUCAGCAAAGAGCUUCAGCUAACUGCUCAGCAGAUCUUCCCAGCGUCCGGCAAGGAUCCCGCCAUCAACGAGGUGCAGGAGCGCCUGGUGCGCAAGCUGGGGCCCACCGCCCACCCUUUCGCUGUCAACCUCCCCUGCAUCGCCCCCGCCUCUGUCAUACUACAGAGUCAUGAGACGGCCAAGCCCCUCGGCGUUAUAUACGAGCUGAAGGUGUUCGUCGCUGAGACCCCGGACGAGAAGCUGCAUAAGCGCAACUCCGUCAGCCUCGCCGUCAGGAAGGUGCAAUACGCGCCUCAGGAGCGAUGCACCAGGCAGCCAAGCACCCUCGUGUCCAAGGGCUUCACCCUCAGCUCUGGUAAACUCAACCUCGAGGUCACUCUUGAGAAGGACAUCUACUACCACGGCGAGCAGAUUAUCGCGAACUUGGGUAUCAACAACUGCAGCCGCAAGACCGUGAAGAACAUCAAGUGUUCUGUGGUGCAGCAUGUGGAGGUCACUAUGACCAAUACUCACUUCACUCGCAUCGUGGCGAGCCUUGAGUCGAAGGAAGGCUGCCCCAUCACCCCAGGCAGCAACCUGCAGAAGGCCUUCCAGCUCCACCCCACCGCAACCACCAACAAAAACAAGGGCGGCGUGGCCCUUGAUGGCAAACUCAAGGACAGUGACGCAAACCUUGCGUCAUCGACGCUGGUGGCUGUUGGCCAGAACCCCAACGAUGCGCUGGGUAUCGUCAUCUCAUACAGCCUGAGGGUGGUCCUUAACUGCGGCGCCUUGGGCGGGGAGUUGGUCGCUGAUCUCCCCUUCAAGCUGGUCCAUCCUUCCCCAGCGCUGAACAUGGCGGUGAAGAAGGCGUUGCAGUCGACGCCAAGUCAGGACAGUGCGGACAACAUCGUCUUCGAGGACUUCGCCAGGAUCCGACGCGGCAUGAGCGUCGACCAGCCUUAAGAGCUCAGCCACCGCAUGCCAUGGAAGAGGAAGAAAAGCUUGUUGAGGAGAAUGAGAACUUAUAUCAAAAGAAGCGAAUGGUCAA
Molecule: messenger RNA, 1414 nt
Organism: Hyalella azteca
Lineage: Eukaryota; Metazoa; Arthropoda; Malacostraca; Amphipoda; Hyalellidae
Gene: Arr2
Product: arrestin homolog
Exons: 10
Coding region: 166-1329 (387 amino acids)
Biological process (GO): G protein-coupled receptor internalization; signal transduction
Cellular component (GO): cytoplasm
Molecular function (GO): G protein-coupled receptor binding
Source: RefSeq, a predicted model, not a curated record